This is a messenger RNA of Sorghum bicolor (sorghum), 2222 nucleotides long. RefSeq names its product ethylene-responsive transcription factor ERF119. Gene Ontology annotation, biological process: regulation of DNA-templated transcription. NCBI's taxonomy places the organism in Eukaryota, Viridiplantae, Streptophyta, Magnoliopsida, Poales, Poaceae. The record is from RefSeq and is a predicted model, not a curated record. Bases 863 to 1729 code for a protein of 288 amino acids. The transcript has 4 exons. Gene Ontology annotation, molecular function: DNA binding; DNA-binding transcription factor activity.
CCGAAUUGCCUUUCUUCGUUCGCGGGACGUGCGUGAGGUUUCCUAAUUCGGAUGAUCUCUUUUCCCUCCGCCUGCCCUGUUUAUGUUCUCGGGACUUUUUCUUGGGAAAUUUGGGCGGGCAAGGGUUCUUGGAGUUCCGUACGAAUUCGAGCUGUUCUUUUCUCUCUCUUUUUACCUUCCUUUCCUUUUUCCGGUAAUUUUUCUUCGGCAUUGCUCCAAUACCGAAGGUCCGAAGCUGCUGUCUCUUUCUCUAUAGUCGUAAGCGGAAAAAAAAAGGAAUAUUCUCUUUCUUCUUAUAUGUGAAUUUCCCCAGUUCCCCCUCUUUGUUAGAAAUUUGACACAAGUUCUUCGGUGUUUGUGCGACGAGCAGCAGAGAACAGGGGGUGGAGUAUUCCUCGCCGCCGCUGCACGGCACGCGCGCGCUGUUGAUUUAUGUCGUCCGCACUGCUCCAGCUUCAUGGUUCUGAGCUCCAGUCACCAGCCUCCUCUUUCUCUCUUCUCCUCCAGCCUUGGCAGAGGGGCGCCAGAGCCUAUUGGUUUCGCUUCAGGAUCUCUAGAUUUGGAUUUGCGGUCAAGUACUCUGGGUUCCUGCAUACGAGUUGAAGAAUCCCUCAGAUAACAAGCAAUCUUGGUUUGGUUUGGGUGGAUUGUGUUUGGCACCCCUGGAUUGUAUUUGGUAUCCCUCCUCUAAGUUCAACAGUUGGCCUGAAUUUUAAUUUCUGAGACAUCUUUGGCAAAGAAAACUUAUCUCCCUUUCUCCAUCUCUGUUCAGAAGUUAAAAGAGAACCAUCUUUCUGAUUUGGUAAAUUCGUUACUCAAGUUGUAGGCAUACCUUACUUGAUUGCUAUUGCGUGGGAUCUGGAUGUUGCGCUACAAGAAGGUCUGCAUUUUCUGCUGCGAUCCUGAUGCAACUGAUUCCUCCGAUGAUGAGGAUGAUCAGACCUCCAAGAAAGAAAAGAAAAUUAUAAGAGAGGUUCUAGUUCCCUUAAGGAAAUAUAAGACCUUGAGACCUCUAAAAGCCAUUAUGCCAUGUCGAAUAAAGGAUCUGAAAAGUCCAGAAAGGAAGGUACCAUUGAGCAGGUACCGUGGUGUGCGCCUGCGGGACUCUGGUCGGUGGCAAGCAGAGAUUCGCAAUCCUUUCACAAAGAAACGAGACUACAGUUUACAUGACACUGAGGAGGCUGCUGCUGCAACAUAUCAGGCAAAAUGGUUCCAGUUCCACGCAGAGAUGCUGGCAAUAAAAGCUCAAGAGCCUGUGUCAAAACAUGCAGCUUUGUCCAGCUCAUCCUUGGUUUCCUGUGCCUCUUCAUCUGUGUUAUGCAAGCAGAGCAUACAAGAAGUGCAGCAGAAUGGAGGAGUAUCCAUGGAAAUUUCAGAGGACGAACUUCUCCACCAUGAACCUAUGGAUCAAAGCUUACUGAACUUCUCCACCCCUAUGGAGACUUCAGGGCAUGUCAUGCUAAACUGGAAAGAUGAGCUUCCUUUCAGUGACUCUGUCAGCCCAACUGAUGAACCCCCACUCGACGAUCUCACCAGACUGGAAGCUAUGUUCCCUGUCAGUGAUUUUAUUGAUGCUACAUACGAGCCACUGGAUGAUGAAUAUAUUGGCCUGGCUGACAUUAGCCACCUGCCUCUUCAAUUCAAGGGCCCAGAGUUCGAUCUGGAUGCAGAGCUUGAUUGGAGUGGGUUCGACUUCGUUUCAAUGGAAAGUGAACUCGAGUUACUAUGAGUUUGCAUCAGAAAUGCCUCCUACUGAAACCUUGGAUGCAACCUCUUUUCAAUGGAAAAUGAAUUCGUGUUACUGUGAGGUUGCCUCAGAGAUAGUUCCGAUGAAACCUGCUCUUCACAGUGUUCAAUUCUGCCAAAACCUGCUGCUGAUGCUGUUAUCUUCUGCUGAAACCUGCUUUUGGUGGUGUUUAUUAUGCAGGAACUUGCUCUUGAUUCUGACUUGAGCUUUAGAUUUCAGUUUGUUGGGUGCAUGUUGGUGGGAUGUGGUGAGAAGUUAACCUAUGAGUUUUGUCUGGGACUGUCCUAGAGUAACUUGCCUGUGUGUGCUAACUGCUAGUAUCUAACUAGUUCUAACUUCAGAGCUGAUGCUGAUGAAUCAGCUGUGCAAGCCGGCAGCCUGUUGCAUAUUUUGGCAUGUAUUUCUAACUACAUCUGUACGUGAUAUGUUUGAUGUUUCCGCCUGUAUGCAUGUACCUGUAAGAUUUCAUUGCUAA